AUGACUUUUAUCUUCACUCCAAAAGCCUGCUCUACCCCCUUACCUACAUCCUCAUUCGCAUUUGGAGUACUGAAUCUCCCUCGCACUCGGAUAGCCGGGGAUUUCGCUACUGUUGUCGCCCAUAUAAGUGGUUCAUCACAGCUCACAGUGGCUCCAUUCUCUGCCCUGCCAGCUGCAACUAAGGUCCUCAGUUGCGGAGCUAUGUCCUGUGUUCUAGUCGGGUUAGACCUUACUUUGUGGACCGCGGCAUUGCCCUCUUCAGAUCUCUUCUGUGGGCCCUCUCUUACAUAUGGUUUUGCUGGUACAUUCUUUGGUAAUUCCGGGGUAGAUUUGCUCAAAGGUUCUCUAGUUCUUGGCACGCGAGCUAAAGCAGAACGCAGUGGAGACAUUCCUGAAUUAGAGGGUAAUGUGGCCGGGGUGAGAGGAAUGGUCGAAUUUAGCGUGGUCGACAAUGGGGUGGAGGCUAUCGAUGUGGUGGUGUCCGUGGCCCUCGGGUUGGCAUGGGUUGCCGCGACGAAUGUCCACGUGGGCUGGCUUCGUGCGGUCGACGGAGGUAGUAUCGCAGUGAUCGUUGCUAUCGAUGACUAUCUGUUCCUCGCUACGUCGAAAUAUGAGGUGAGGGCCAUUAUAUAG
This is a messenger RNA of Echinostoma caproni, 633 nucleotides long. The record is from the annotation of a GenBank genome assembly. NCBI's taxonomy places the organism in Eukaryota, Metazoa, Platyhelminthes, Trematoda, Plagiorchiida, Echinostomatidae.